This is a messenger RNA of Gastrolobium bilobum, 3681 nucleotides long. Its product is annotated as MDIS1-interacting receptor like kinase 2-like. The record is from RefSeq and is a predicted model, not a curated record. Lineage: Eukaryota; Viridiplantae; Streptophyta; Magnoliopsida; Fabales; Fabaceae. Gene Ontology annotation, biological process: hormone-mediated signaling pathway; protein phosphorylation. Bases 1 to 3681 code for a protein of 1226 amino acids. Gene Ontology annotation, molecular function: ATP binding; protein binding; protein kinase activity. The transcript is spliced from 2 exons. Gene Ontology annotation, cellular component: plasma membrane.
AUGACAACUUUUCACAAGACUCAUGCUCUUCUCUUUCAUAUAUUUGUGUUAUCUUUGCUUCCAUUGAAAAUCACAGCAUCACCAAGAACAGAAGCUGAAGCCCUUGUCAAAUGGAAGAACACUCUAUCAACUCCUCUUCCUCCUUCUCUCAACUCAUGGUCACUCACCAACCUUGGCAACCUUUGCAACUGGGAUUCUGUUGUUUGUGACAACACUUCUACAACAGUCUCAGAGAUAAACUUCCUUGGUGCCAAUCUCACUGGGACACUCAAUGACUUGGAUUUUGCUUCCCUCCCCAACCUCACACACCUCAACCUCAAUGGUAACAGUUUUGGUGGAUCAAUACCAUCAACAAUUGGCAACCUCUCCAAGCUCACUUUCUUGGACUUUGGUAACAACUUAUUUGAAGACACAAUACCUUCUGAGAUAGGCCAGUUAAGGGAACUUCAGUAUAUUAGUUUUUACAUCAACGAUCUCAAUGGCACCAUUCCUUAUCAGCUCACCAAUCUCCCCAAGGUAUGGUACCUGAAUCUUGGAUUCAACUCCUUUAUAUCUCCUCCUGACUGGUCCCAAUAUUCAUCCAUGCUUUCCUUAACUUACCUUGGUUUGGAUCUCAAUGAAUUCACUGCUGAAUUCCCAAGUUUCAUACUGGGGUGCAAAAACUUGACAUACCUUGACCUCUCUCAGAAUAAUUUAAAAGGCACAAUACCAGAAUCCAUGUAUAGCAACUUGGGCAAGCUAGAAUACCUCAACCUCACCAACUGUGGGCUAGAAGGGAAACUAUCAUCAAACUUGUCAUUGCUCUCUAAUCUCAAAGAACUUCGUUUAGGUAAUAACAAGUUUUCUGGUCCUAUUCCCACAGACAUAGGAUUGAUAUCUGGUCUUCAAUUUAUUGAAUUGAAUAACAUUUCAGCCCAUGGGGAAAUUCCUUCCUCCUUAGGCCAACUCAAAGAGCUACAAUAUCUUGAUCUCCGUGAUAAUUUUUUGAACUCUACAAUCCCUUCUGAGCUUGGCCUAUGCACAAAUCUAACCUUCCUGAGUUUAGCAACAAAUAAUCUGACUGGUUCCUUGCCUUUGUCAUUAGCUAAUCUUGUCAAACUGUCACAGUUGGGACUAUCAGAAAAUUCUUUUUCUGGUCAAAUUUCUGCUUCACUGAUCUCUAACUGGACUGAGUUAACCUCUCUGCAACUCCAAUAUAAUAAAUUAACAGGAAAGAUUCCUCCACAGAUUGGCCUGUUGAAAAAAAUUGGACUCCUCUUUCUUUACAAGAAUCUGUUCUCUGGUCCCAUUCCUGAAGAGGUUGGAAACCUGAAGGAAAUGACAGAAUUAGACCUUUCAGGAAACCACUUAUCUGGUCCAAUUCCACCAACCAUUUGGAAUCUGACAAACAUUAUAGUCAUGAAUCUUUUCUUCAAUAAGCUCUCUGGAACCAUUCCCAUGGAUAUUGGAAACUUAACCUCACUGCAAAUUUUUGAUGUCAAUGACAAUAAUUUGGAUGGAGAGUUGCCAGUGACCGUUGCUCAACUAACCACUUUAACAUUUUUUUCUGUGUUCACCAAUAACUUCUCAGGAAGCAUUCCCAGAGAUUUUGGGAAGAAUAGUCCUUCUUUGACUCAUGUCUACCUUUCAAACAACAGCUUCUCAGGAGAACUGCCUCCUGACUUGUGCAGUGGUCUCAUGCUAACUGCUUUGGCAGUCAAUAACAACAGCUUUUCAGGAUCAUUGCCAAAGUCAUUGAGAAAUUGUUCAUCCCUAAUUAGAGUUAGGCUUGAUGAAAACCAGUUCACUGGAAACAUCACAGAAGCAUUUGGGGUUUACACAAAUCUUGUUUUUAUCUCACUCAGUGGAAAUCAACUUGUUGGUGAGCUCUCCCCUCAGUGGGGUGAAUCUGUCAACUUGACUGAGAUAGAAAUGAGUGGAAACAAACUUUCUGGAAAAAUUCCAUCUGAGCUAAGUAAGUUGAGUCAAUUACAAUAUCUAAACCUUCAUUCCAAUGAAUUCACUGGCAAUAUCCCACCUGAAAUUGGAAAUCUAAGCCUGCUCUACAUGUUCAACUUGAGCAGGAACUCUUUGUCAGGAGAAAUCCCUGAGAGUAUUGGCAAAUUGGCUCAGCUUAAUUCCCUUGAUUUAUCAGAUAACAAUUUCAGUGGAAGCAUUCCUAAAGAGCUAAGUAACUGUAAUCGCUUACUGAGCCUGAACUUAAGCCAUAACAAUUUGUCUGGGGAGAUACCAUAUGAACUUGGAAAUCUGUUCUCACUCCAAUACUUGUUGGACCUCAGCAGCAACUCUCUUUCAGGGGAAAUUCCUCAAAACCUUGGAAAGCUCACAUCAUUGGAGAUUCUCAAUGUCUCACACAACAAUCUAUCAGGGACAAUACCACAGUCCUUUUCAAGUAUGCUCAGCCUUCAAUCUAUUGAUUUUUCUUACAACCACUUGACUGGUUUAAUCCCAAAAGGUGGAAUUUUCCAGACAGCAACUGCCAAAGCUUAUGUUGGGAACUCAGGUUUGUGUGGUGAGGUAGAAGGAUUAAAUUGCACCAAUGUAUUUUCCCCAGACAAAUCCGGAGGGGUUAACAAAAAGGUUCUUCUUGGUUUCAUUUUACCAGUGGGGUUACUAUUUAUUUUGAUGAUUGGUGUUGGAAUCCUACUAUACCGAAGGCAAGCAAAACACCUUGAUGAAGAGUCCAAAAGCAUUGAAAAUAAUUAUCAGUCUAUUUGCAUGUUAUGGGGAAGAGAUGGACAAUGCACUUUUUCUGAACUUGUUAAGGCCACCAAUGACUUCAAUGAAAAUUACUGCAUUGGAAAAGGAGGAUUUGGAAGUGUUUAUAGAGCAGACUUACCUACAGGUCAAAUUGUUGCUGUUAAAAGGCUCAAUAUAUCAGACUCUAAUGACAUUCCAGCAGUGAACCGCCAGAGUUUUCUGAAUGAGAUAAAAACGCUUACAGGAGUGAGGCACCGCAAUAUAAUAAAGCUUUAUGGUUUCUGUUCUAGGGGGAGACAAAUGUUCUUGGUUUAUGAAUAUAUAGAUAGAGGAAGUUUGGGGAAAGUAUUGUAUGGAGAGAAAGGAAAAUUGGAUCUAAACUGGGAAACAAGGUUGAAAAUUGUGCAGGGAAUAGCGCAUGCAAUUUCCUACCUGCACAGUGACUGUUCCCCACCAGUUGUGCACAGAGAUGUAACAUUGAAUAACAUACUACUUGACUCAGACUUUGAACCCCAUCUUGCAGAUUUUGGCACAGCAAAGUUGCUUAUCUCUAACACUUCAACCUGGACCUCAGUUGCUGGUUCCUAUGGCUACAUGGCUCCAGAGCUAGCACAAACCAUGAGGGUCACUGACAAAUGUGAUGUCUAUAGUUUUGGAGUGGUGGUAUUAGAGAUAAUGAUGGGAAACCACCCUGGAGAACUCUUGGCUACCUUGUCUUCAAACAAGUUUUUGUCAUCAUUGGAGGAUCCACAAGUGUUUCUGAAGGAUGUGCUAGACCAACGGCUUCCAUCUCCAAGUGGCCAAAUAGCAGAAGCAGUAAUUUUCACAGUGACCACAGCUUUGGCUUGCACGCGUGUGGCUCCAGAGUCUAGACCCAUGAUGCGUUCAGUUGCACAAGAACUAUCAGCUACUACACAGGCUUGUCUUUCUGAGCCAUUUGGCAUGAUAACCAUAAGCAAGCUUACAGGGUUCCAGAAAUAG